AUGAAGGGCGAGAAACAGUGUAGCCCCGAAAACCUGAACAAGCUUGAGCAGUCUUUGAGUAAACAAAAUCGUCUACGAGAAAGGGUAUGCAAGUCACGGGCAUACACAGACGAAGAACGAGCUGCGCUGGGAGUCAACAGCCAGGAUGCCUUCGAGCAGUUCUGGAGCAGCGCUCUGACCGCCAAGGCCAACUUCGACGCCCAGCACGAACAUGGACUGGGGCGAGUUUCCAAGGGCGCUACGAAUCUUGCGAGUUCAGCGUACGGAUUUUUGGAGUAUUUCCGUUCCAUGCUAGAGAUCAUCACAGACUUUAGCGCUCCCUAUGGUAGCAUGGCGAUUGGGACUCUCUGCUUUCUAUUUGCGGUAGCCAAAAACCGGACGAAGAUGGAAGGCGAGAUCAGCGCCACCCUUCAGCACAUCCGAGACCGAUUGCCCAGCGUUCAGAUGUACCAGCACAUCUACAUCUACAGUGGCGAGCUCGGCCAACAGUUGCAGACGAAGAUCGUGGAUGCCUAUAACAGUUUCAUUGAUUUCUGUAUCGCUGCGGUCAAUUUCUACAGUCGUCAUAGCUUUUAUCGAUGGAUUGCGGCCUUGCGAGGGACCGGUGAAGUGGGCACGCAAGCGGCACUCGUGCAGGACGCGAUGGUACAGGUCAGAUUCUUGUGCGAGGACUUGCUCAACCAGAACGUCAACGAUGUCAAAGACAACCUAAAAGAGGUGAAGACCAUUAACAUCGAACAACAGCGUCACAUACAUGAUCUCAAAGAGCAGCUGAGCGUAUUGCAAACCACUCAUGACUUCGAAACCCUUGAAAAGGUCCGAAAGCUACUCAGACUCGAGCCUUUCUCGGCCGAGGCCCACCUCAAGCAAUUGGACAUCCACCGAAGCAAUGUGCGGGACGAAUUCCGAAAGAAUUGGUACCCAAGUGAGACGUCGGAUGAGGAGUCAGAUGCUGUACUAAAGAACCCUUCAUACGAGGAAUGGCGCUGGUCGCCAUCCUCACAGCUUCUCAUCCUGUCUGGAAAGAAUUACAGCCGUCACACCACCCACUGCUGGGUGUCCCCAGUGGCGCUCGACCUGGCUGCAAACUUUACGGCGAGCAACGAUCCAAACACGGCCGCUUGCGUCUUUUACCUUCUUGGGCGUCGCAAGGAAGAAGAUACCUAUGCUCAUGUCAUGACCUUUUUGACUCAUCAGCUAUUAAGCGUCAACAAGGGGCCGUUGCAGGACAAACCUCAGUUCGAUGAGAUGUGGUCGGCGUUGAACUCAUACGAGGCCGCUGUAAGCUCCCCAAGCGGCGAUAGGCAUAAAAUCCGGGAAAAGCUCCGGGACGCAGCCCUGAGGGCUCUGAACAUGUUUGGAGCCGGCAAGACAGUCUGGAUCAUCCUUGACCGCGUGGAUCAAUGCCGGCCAGAGCCACACUUGAUAACACCAAGAAACUAUCCUGGCAGAGACAGCCGAGCUUUACUUGCAGCGCUGGUCUAUCUGGUGGAGCAGGCAACGGUCACCGUCAAAGUCCUUACGGUGGUGAAUAGGUUGGACUGGGCCGUCGAAGAGCAAUUGGACGAGUUCGGUCGGUCGAAGGAAGGGAGCAUGGUUCACCUUCCCUUGUUACAGUGCGGUCAGUCCCGUGAUUAG
Messenger RNA from Purpureocillium takamizusanense, 1638 nucleotides. RefSeq lists its product as uncharacterized. The transcript has 7 exons. The record is from RefSeq and is a predicted model, not a curated record. Bases 1 to 1638 code for a protein of 545 amino acids. NCBI's taxonomy places the organism in Eukaryota, Fungi, Ascomycota, Sordariomycetes, Hypocreales, Ophiocordycipitaceae.